Messenger RNA from Clarias gariepinus (North African catfish), 2655 nucleotides. It is a transcript of the gene cnppd1, whose product is annotated as cyclin Pas1/PHO80 domain containing 1. Gene Ontology annotation, biological process: regulation of cyclin-dependent protein serine/threonine kinase activity. The record is from RefSeq and is a predicted model, not a curated record. Gene Ontology annotation, molecular function: cyclin-dependent protein serine/threonine kinase regulator activity; protein kinase binding. Gene Ontology annotation, cellular component: nucleus; cyclin-dependent protein kinase holoenzyme complex. NCBI's taxonomy places the organism in Eukaryota, Metazoa, Chordata, Actinopteri, Siluriformes, Clariidae. The coding region runs from base 107 to 1267 and encodes 386 amino acids. The transcript has 8 exons.
GUUACGGAAGAAGCGGAAGAAGAAGAGGCGUCCGAGGGCGACGUCUGUAUGCGCGUUUAUCGGGUUUCACUCUAUGUCUAAUGUCGGUUGAUUAAAUCGUAAAAAUAUGGAUUUUGGGGAUUUAUUCGACGAGCGGAUGUUUCCUUUCUCCGACUUUCAGGAGUUUACGUUUGUCCCAGGACAUCAGAGACUGUCAGAGCGUGUGAGGAAGCGUCUGUACUACGGUUUGGACCAAGAUGUGACCCUGGAUGCACUUUCUUGUCCUGUUACUGAUAUUGCCGUCGAACUCCUCCAGAAAUCAGCCCCGAGCCCUAUACGGAAACUCCGCAAGAAAUACGCAGCUCAUGUAGCCAGAGAAGCAUGCAUCUCCCCCUGCGCCAUGAUGCUGGCCCUGGUUUACAUCGAGCGACUCCGACACAGAAACCCUGAGUACCUGCAGCAGAUUUCGUCCUCUGACCUCUUCCUGAUCUCCAUGAUGGUUGCCAGUAAAUACCUGUAUGACGAAGGCGAGGAGGAGGAGGUUUUCAACGACGAAUGGGGCGCGGCCGGGAAGCUGGAUGUCCAGACGGUCAACAUGCUGGAGCUGAAUUUCCUCAGUGCCAUCGACUGGCAUCUGUUCGCCGAACCGAGCGAGUUCUUCAACGUGCUCAGCCAACUGGAAACUUGCAUUGCGGCGCGGCAGGGAAUGAAGCGUGGCUGGUACACCUACACUGACCUGUGUGUGUUGCUGGAGCAGGCCAGCUGGAGGAGCGCUCUCGUCGCCGUGUACCAGCACCUCACCAAGGUGACGUGUAUGAUCGGCCUCCUCUACCUAACAAGUGUCACCGGUCUCCUCGCGACGUCCGUGGCCCUUCACCAGCUCAAUCUCCCGAACGCCGGACCCGUCAACUCCGCCCUCUUCCAUCCUCAUACCACCGUCCACCCUCACGGCUGUGUCCUCACUAACUCCACCCAGAAAUCCGAACACGCCCCAGGGGGUCAUGACCCCCGCCGCGGCCCGAGUUCCGCCCAUCCUCUGUACCCGGACUCCGCCCUCUCCCUCUGGAACUCCAUCCUUUCCGCCCUCGUGCAUUCGGGCGGCCGGUCGGAGGAGCUUCACGUUUGCGGCGCUCACAAUGUCACCUCGUUCUCCUCCUGGUUCUCCACCCACGACUUCCUCCCACACACACACCCGAGCCCACUGGCUGCUUUUCAGAGACACAGCAGAUGUUGCACGGAAGCUGCAAUGCCUCAUGGGAAGGCGCAGGUUCUCCUCAUACCAACUUAAAGAAAUAGAGAUUGUAACGCGUUUUUUUUUUUUUUUUCUUUUUUUCCAGGUUGAAUUUUGUACAUCAUAUUAUAUUUAACACCUUCUAUAAAUAUAAAAGCACUUUGAUCCGAUGGCAAAAAAAAAUUAAAAGAGGAUGCCAGGGUGGAGUUUGAUAGAAGAGUGUGUACGAGGAGCUGGGAAAAAAAUGUUGAUGAAAAACUUGACAACCUGUUAAAAUCAAAGUCAAGUUUUUAGCUCAAUUUUUUUUCCCCUUUAACGCUUUAAAAAAAUUAUACCAAGUCAAAUGUAUAACAAACAAAUACAUCAGACUUCAGUUACAGAACUCACUGGAAAUCAUUGGAAAUCAAUUGGUUGCCAGAUUGCUUUCAGAAUCCUCUCUAACAUAGAUACAAAUUUUAUUUUACAUUAAACUAGAAAAACUUUUAGGUUUACAAUUGAAAGCACUGAUAUAAAACAAAGUUAAUUAAUAUACAUAUAUUUUUGCAUUGGUAAAGAAAGAAAAAAUUAAGAUUUUUUGGGAAAAAAAAGAAAAGAUAAGCUUCACCAUGGUGUGUGUGUGUGUGGUUAUUUUUUUAUUUUUUGCUCAAACUUUCUCCAAAACGUUCUUCCUCAUUUACUCAGUUUUGGUGCUUAAAAAAAAUCUUUUAAAUCGACAACAAAAAAUGUUGUCGCUUUAAAAGAUAAUUAUAAUGAUAAAAGAGAUAGCAGGUGAAGUUUGUUUGUUUGUUUGUUUGUUUGUUUUUGUUUGGGUAAUGGUGUGUUACUGCUCUUGAGGUGAGGAUUAAAACAUCAACAGUGCCCCCUACCUGUGAAAGAGUUUUUUUUUUUUUUUUUUGUUUGUUGACGAUUCUCAAGAAUUUUAGUCGCUUAUUCAUUUUUCAGUCGCUUUUUGGAGUGUAUUCCUGCAGUGUUUGUGUUUUUUGUUUGUUUUCUUUAACAAUUCACGGCACAUUGAAGCCCUCAAUAAGUCAAGAACAAUGAAGGGCGAGUAUUAAACAGAAAGUGAGUUUUUUUUUUUUUUUUUUUUUUUUUUUGCUCCACUGUUUGCUUUUAGUGAAGUAGACGAUGAAUAGGUGAAUCAGUGGUCGGAUCCAGAACUUCUCCGACACGAGCUAACGAGUCACGGAUAAACCUCACGCGUUUUUCCGAGAUUAUAAACCGCUUACUCAUAGCCAGACAAGCGCUUUGAUAAGUCAGGACCUGAUCGCGAUGUCUACGGAUGUUACAUAUAAAUAUACCGCGGCACUGUUGGCUUUGAUUGGUUAGAGAACUAUAACAGCAGCUUUACCGUAGCUAGUUCUGAUACAGGUUAUUGUUUCUAUAAUACAUCAGAUGGUAUAUUUAAAUAUAUAAAAACUUGGGUUAAUAAUAACAAUGAGAAACAU